This is a messenger RNA of Alnus glutinosa, 567 nucleotides long. Its product is annotated as probable pectin methylesterase CGR2. The coding region runs from base 16 to 567 and encodes 183 amino acids. Gene Ontology annotation, biological process: pectin metabolic process. The record is from RefSeq and is a predicted model, not a curated record. The transcript has 3 exons. Gene Ontology annotation, molecular function: methyltransferase activity. NCBI's taxonomy places the organism in Eukaryota, Viridiplantae, Streptophyta, Magnoliopsida, Fagales, Betulaceae.
GCCUAUGGGGACAGCAUGCGUAAAGUUUUGCAUGUGGGCCCUGAUACUUGUUAUGUGGUCUCCAAAUUGUUAAAAGAAAAGGUAACUGAAGCAUGGGGUGUGGAACCAUAUGACAUAGAGGACGCUGAUGGAAACUGCAAGAAUCUUGUGCGAAAAGGCAUUGUGCGCAUGGCUGAUGUCAAGCUUCCUCUACCUUAUAGAGCAAAAUCUUUUUCUCUAGUUAUUGUGUCAAAUGCUUUGGAUUACCUGUCUCCAAAAUACCUAAACAAGACUCUUCUAGAAUUUGCAAGGGUGUCUGUUGAUGGUCUUGUUAUUUUCACAGGUCACCCUGGUCAACAGAGAGCUAAAGUUGCUGAGUUAUCCAAAUUUGGACGGCCGGUUCGAGUCCAGCCAGAGAUACUGAAACUCAUGAGCGUCGUUAGGGACUUUCCCGGAAAGGAGGUUGUGAGCGACGUUGAGAACUUGGAGAUUCGUGAGGUUGAAAAUGGAGGGUGGGAGAUUUUCGGAGAGGUAGUAGUUGAAAAGAUGAAGAAGAUAAAUGAGAAAGGGAUAGGACUAAGGGACUAA